Messenger RNA from Pseudophryne corroboree (corroboree frog), 3209 nucleotides. It is a transcript of the gene CPEB1, whose product is annotated as cytoplasmic polyadenylation element binding protein 1. The transcript is spliced from 12 exons. The record is from RefSeq and is a predicted model, not a curated record. Gene Ontology annotation, cellular component: cytoplasm; synapse; nucleus. Bases 218 to 1924 code for a protein of 568 amino acids. NCBI's taxonomy places the organism in Eukaryota, Metazoa, Chordata, Amphibia, Anura, Myobatrachidae. Gene Ontology annotation, molecular function: mRNA regulatory element binding translation repressor activity; mRNA 3'-UTR binding; translation factor activity, RNA binding. Gene Ontology annotation, biological process: negative regulation of cytoplasmic translation.
CUGCCUGAGACCAGCAGACUGAGACUCCGCCAGCUGUACGCCCGGACAGGUGCUGCUCAUUAGCCGGCUCCGGUUAUUAGGGCGGGAGAUAUAAAUGUCUCCUGUGCCUGAACUCGCCUCAUUUACAAGAAAUAUCUUAUAAAGCCACACCAGGCCAGCGGAUAUAUAGAGGCUAAACAGUAGCGGAAACCUAGUCUACACACAGAGACCCUGUGCUAUGGCUUUCCCACUGAAGGAUGAUUUAGGGAGAAGUAAAGAUUGCUGGGGUUGCCCUUCUGAUACCCCAGCACUUUCUACAUGCAGCAAUGCUGACAUUUUUCGUCGGAUAAACGCCAUGCUGGACAAUUCUCUGGACUUCACUGGUGUCUGCACCACUCCCAAUGCAAAGGGUAAAUGUGAUCACCUACAAGAGUUUCCAGAUACAGAGGGAGCAACAGCAAGCAGGAUGCUCUUCCCUACAUCACAUGAUCAGUCGCCCCGUGGCCUUCCUGAUACAAACGAUUUGUGCCUUGGUUUGCAGUCUCUUAGCCUCACUGGCUGGGACAGACCGUGGAGCACUCAGGACUCUGAGCUUUCUGGGCAAUCCAGCACUCCGUCAGCUGCCCAGUCAGUUUUCAACCUGCUUAACAACCCUUUAGGAAAACAUCCGCCUCUGGGCUUUUUGCCUCUGGAUCCCAUUGGCUCAGAUUUGGUAGAAAAAUACCCCUCUCCGAUGCUGCGUGGCUCACGUUUGGACAGCCGCUCCAUUUUAGACUCCCGCUCCAGCAGCCCCUCGGAUUCAGAUACAAGUGGAUUCAGCUCUGGCUCGGACCACCUUUCAGACUUGAUUUCCAGUCUACGCAUUUCUCCUCCUCUACCAUUCCUCCCUUUGGGUAGUGGAGUUUCCCGUGACCCCUUAAAGUUUGGUAUUGGCUCAAGGUUGGACACAGACCAUGCUGCUCUUGCAGCAGCAACAGGUUCCCCUAUGGGGCUAACUAAGAGAUGGCCUGGCACAUCUGUCUGGCCCUCAUGGGAUCUUCUGGAAUCUGCCGAAGAUCCAUUCAGCAUUGAAAGGGAGGCCCGGCUGCACAGACAGGCAGCAGCUGUAAAUGAAGCAACUUGUACAUGGAGUGGUCAACUGCCUCCUCGCAACUACAAGAAUCCAGUUUAUUCCUGCAAGGUGUUUCUUGGUGGCGUUCCCUGGGAUAUCACUGAGACUGGACUGAUCAACACAUUCCGUGUGUUUGGUGGUCUGAAUGUUGAAUGGCCUGGUAAGGAUGGGAAGCAUCCCCGUUGCCCUCCUAAAGGUAAUAUGCCUAAAGGAUAUGUGUAUUUGGUGUUUGAGUCUGAAAAAUCAGUCCGUGCUCUUCUUCAAGCCUGCACUCAAGAUUUGUUAAGCCAGGAUGGACUAAGUGAGCACUACUUCAAAAUGUCAAGUCGCAGAAUGCGCUGCAAGGAGGUGCAGGUCAUUCCUUGGGUGCUGGCUGACAGCAACUUUGUGCGUAGUCCUUCUCAGCGUCUGGAUCCCAGUAAGACUGUAUUUGUUGGCGCUUUGCAUGGCAUGCUGAAUGCUGAAGCCCUUGCCUCUAUAAUGAACGAUCUGUUUGGUGGUGUGGUUUAUGCUGGCAUUGAUACGGAUAAGCACAAGUACCCAAUUGGUUCUGGGCGUGUGACUUUCAACAACCAACGCAGUUACCUAAAGGCUGUGAGUGCUGCAUUUGUGGAAAUAAAAACAGCAAAGUUUACCAAGAAGGUUCAGAUAGACCCUUAUCUUGAAGACUCUGUGUGCCAGGUUUGCAGUGCUCAGCCAGGUCCAUUUUUCUGCAGAGACCAGGUUUGCUUCAAGUAUUUCUGCCGUUCUUGCUGGCACUGGCAGCAUUCAAUGGAGAUUCUUCGUCACCAUCGCCCUCUAAUGCGUAAUCAGAAGAGCCGUGAUUCCAGCUAAAGUGGAAAGUCUGCAGCCCAUUUACGAUGAACAAUGUGCAACAGAGGAUGUGGUGUCCUGCCAGUACGCAGAGCACUCAUGAAUCUUUCCAGGAAUAAAGCAGAAGUCGGUGAAUGGUGGGGGAUGUCACUUUUGUGUUGGCACUUGCUGUACCUUGUAACAGUUUUCUGCACUUGUGCACAGUGAAUUCUGGCCAGGGUUAGUGUUUUUGUAUGUCUUUUUUAUUUUUUAUCGUUCUGAAAGGGGAUAUACUCCUCCCAGAAGUUUUGCAGUUCCCCAUACUGAUCUCAAACACUUGCUGAACGUAAGCGGUGUAUGGACAGUCUGGUUUAACUUAAUGCCUCUGCCUUGGUUUUUUUUUUUUAUUACAGGCGCUUCUUUUACAUUUAUUGCAAAUACUGCAGGUAAUAUUUAAUUACAUCUAUCUGUUACCCAGUUUUUGCUGUUGCCAUAGUGCCUUCCAAUUUCUUUAAUCUGAACUGCAUAAACUGGUUGUUCAGUUGGCAUUUUUACUGGUACAACAAUAGCAGGAUCUGCUCUUCAUUUAAACCAAAUCAGAUUUCAUAUUUUUACCCUGUGUGGGAUUUUUACCAGUUCCUUUUUACACUCUUAAAAAGACUGUUUUUAAGUCCAUUUUUUUCCUUUCCUGGCAGCUUUUAACAUAAUUGCAACACUUCUGUUUCUGGGAGCUGCUAGUUUAAGAAAAUAAACUUAAACAAUUUAUACAAAUAUUUGCAACAAAGGAGACUUAGGGCCUUGGCUGAAACUAAUAAUUACAGUGUGUGUGUAUAUAGUUUUAAGGACGUUUGUUGCACUUUUUUUAAUUUGCACUUCAGGGGAUGGUAGAGUUUUUAAACACUUUGGCUGGACAGAAGGGCUGUAAUAUAUUUUCUUUUGAGAAAUGGGGUAGAGGUAAGAGAUGAGACCUUUCUCCUGGAGGGAAUGUGCCCAUGCUCUUAGGUUAUUUUGUUAUAGGGAGCAGCUGACUUAUGCAAAUUGUUUCAAGCCUUUAAAAUGUGUCCAUGUUUUUUUUAUUUCUGUACCCCCCUUUGUUUGGAAGCUCUGUGCCAAAGAUCCCACUGUCUGUAACUCCCUCUUUUAGUACAUGCUGAGCUAAAUCUGCACUAGCUGCCCUAUAUGGGUAUUUAUGUGAAGCUGUGUGUGUAAGUCUCUACCUCAUUGUAGUUAUGCAAGCAGAAAAUGCACUUGACCUACAGAUGUGGUGUCGUUUUUUUUUUCUUUGUUUUUCCGUUUUUGGCACAUAAUAAACACGUUGAAGCAGUAA